AUGCUUUCCUCCCAGCUUUCACAACGCUUUGAAGUCGUGACCGUCGUUGGUUUGCCCGCAGGCAUGACCCUCGAAGACGCGUUAGAGGCAAUCCAAGAGCCUAUCGCCGAUGCGGUGCCUGGCACUCGCAGAAGGCCCGUUGUCGCCGAUAACACCUCUCAGCAGCUCCAGCAACACCCAGACGGCCAGCCGGCUUCGUCGGGUACCAUGCCCAUACGCACUACCACCUUUCCUAUGUACAGUCAUGUCAUUCCGAAAUACACCACUGCCAAUCCACAGCAGGCUACGAAAUUGUUUAAAUUGAUUAAUGAGAGCACUCCUGGCGAUUCUCCCCUUACCGGUCGCCACCACCACAAUCCGCAGGACCCACAUCAUGGUGGAGUAAUGUACCAAAACGGUCGGCUGCCCGACUCUCCACCCAUCACCGAAAUUUCGGCCCCUGGCAGCUCGGCCUCCCCGCACAGCAGCAACUCGGAGAGCCCAUACAGCCCCAAUGAAUACACCGGCUAUGGACUGCUCCCACACAACGGGAACAACGGGUUGAUCCUGGCCCCGAACGAUUUGAGCUUGAUGGGACAGCAGACCGAUAUUUUCCAACAGCAGCUACCUGGUAUGAAUGGACGCCUAAUCCAAAAUCAAGGACUAACAAGCCCACAAAGUGUCAACGGCGGCUACCUGAACAACUACCCACAGCAGCCGACCCCAGCCAGCAUGACCCAAGUAUCGCCACAGCCACAAGGCCAGCGAAUGAACAACAAUGGCAACUACUUCGACAGCGGCAUGCUUUAUCAGAACAACUCCGGCUCUGACGGAUCCAUCAACUCCGCUGGCAUGCCAUCAUCCAAGAAACGCCCGAGGGUGAUGCCGAUGGCGAACAGCCUGCCACCACAGGGUCAGAUGCAGCAAAUGCUGCAGAGCCCGUGUGGCAACGACUACGACGAGAAUGGCUUCCACAAUUCGGAGAUGAUGAUCCGCUUCUUCAAAUUCCAGGAGGAGAGUUGGCAGCCGUUGUUUGACGUCAACCAUCAGCAGCUGAAUCAGCUUCAGACCCAUGUCGUUGCUGACAAGGGCUUCAACUAUUCGUCGAUGGACAACUGCUUUGUGAACCAGAAGAAGAACCACUUCCAGAUCACCGUCAACAUCGAAGCUGCCGAUUGCCUUCCAGCCCGUUUCGUCCGUGUCAACGGCGAAAUGAAGGAGAUCAAAGAAUUCCGCCUUGGCUUCACCGGCGUCAAGAACGAGAUGUGGACCAGCGAAAUCCCGAUCAAGCAGUCCCAAACCGACCGUCGACCCCAGCCGCACACCCCUGUCACCUUCGAAAUCACGGAACGUCGUCUGACCAAGGUGACGGUCCCUCGCCUCCACUUCUCGGAGACGACCCAGUCGAAUCAGCGCAAGGGCGGCAAACCCAACCCGGACCAGCGCUACUUCUUGCUCAUCGUCCGCAUCUUUGCCGUCACCGCCGAUGACCAUGCCAUCCUUUGCCAGGCCUACAACUCCGACAAAGUCAUCGUUAGGGUGCGUUUU
Mesorhabditis spiculigera is the source of this 1527-nucleotide messenger RNA. Lineage: Eukaryota; Metazoa; Nematoda; Chromadorea; Rhabditida; Rhabditidae. The record is from the annotation of a GenBank genome assembly.